GGCGUAUUGGCUGCGCCGGGCGCGGGUGGCGGACGCGCUUUGAACCCGGCGCUGGGGCGGCGCAGCCGGUCCGGGUCGGGCUUGGGGUCCGGGCUGGGUCGGGUCGGGCCGGGCAGCCGGCGCAGCGACGGGCAUGGCGGCCGAGUCGCGCGUGUCGCGCUGGUACUUCGGGGGCCUGGCCUCGUCCGGGGCCGCCUGCUGCACGCACCCGCUGGACCUGCUCAAGGUGCACCUGCAGACGCAGCAGGAGGUGAGGAUGCGCAUGACGGGCAUGGCGCUGCAGGUGGUGCGCUCCGACGGCGUGCUGGCGCUCUACAAUGGCCUGAGCGCCUCGCUGUGCCGACAGAUGACCUACUCCCUGACUCGGUUCGCCAUCUACGAGACCGUGCGGGACCGAGUGGCCAAGGGCAGCGAGGGGCCCCUGCCCUUCUACAAGAAGGUGCUGCUGGGCGCCGUCAGUGGUUGCGUCGGAGGCUUCGUGGGGACUCCCGCCGACAUGGUCAACGUCAGGAUGCAGAACGACGUGAAGCUGCCCCCCAGCCAGCGCCGGAACUACGCCCACGCCCUGGACGGCCUGUACCGCGUGGCCCGUGAAGAGGGUCUGAGGAAGCUGUUCUCGGGUGCAACCAUGGCCUCCAGUCGGGGGAUGCUGGUCACUGUGGGUCAGCUGUCCUGCUACGAUCAGGCCAAGCAGCUGGUCCUGGGCACGGGGUACCUAUCGGACGGCAUCUUCACACACUUCAUCGCCAGCUUCAUCGCCGGCGGGUGUGCCACGGUCCUGUGCCAGCCCCUGGACGUGCUGAAGACCCGCCUGAUGAAUUCCAAGGGCGAAUACCAGGGCGUGCUGCACUGCACCAUGGAGACGGCGAAGCUGGGGCCGCUGGCCUUCUACAAGGGCCUCGUGCCUGCCGGCAUCCGCCUCAUGCCGCACACCGUGCUCACGUUCGUCUUCCUGGAGCAGCUUCGCAAGCACUUCGGCGUCAAAGUGCCGUCCUGACGGGGCGUGGAGCGGCCGGCCUGCCCGCUCCUUCCCGAGGCCACGCGGCCGGCGCCGCCCUGAGCCCGCACCGGCCACAGAGCUCGGCCGCCCCCUCCCCGGCUGGACCGCCUGGCCUCCUGCCCGGUCAGAGCUCCUUCCAGCAGCGUGGCCCCCACCCCGGUGGCCCCGUAGCUUCGCCUCCCCUCACCCGCCCCCACUCCCUGCCCUGCACACGGACCACACGCCGAGGGAGGCGUCCGGGCCCCGCUCCCUCCCCCAGCAGUUGGCACCGGAGGUGGGCGCGCUGGGCUGUCCAGUUUUCUGGGGUUCCUGCCCCUCUUCUGGCCCCGAGGGUUCUUUCAUGGAGCAGCUCCUGGGCCCUCAGCACCGUCCGCAGCUCCCUCAGGGCAGUGGCUGCUGCACCUUUGUGGGGGGCGGGGGGGGGGGCGGCCUCCAUGAUGCUCACAGGUAGCUGAGCCCAGCGGACCACAGAGCCAGGUGCGAGGCGGGCACCACGGGCGCGAGUGCGGGGCCCUUGCCUUCGCACACCAGCCGACCCCAGCUGCUCCAACAGUUAGUUUGCCAAAACUCAGCGCCCAGAGGCCACUGCUGUCCCUGGGCUGAGCCGUGUCCCUCACUGGCCGCGCCAAGCCUCCCCCUCCCGCGCCCCAGGCAGAGGCGGGCUGUGGGGUCCUCGGGGCCUCCCUGCAGAAUGUGCCCCAAGACCCCAGCAGCUGAUCAGCCAGAACCCGCCGGCUCUGCUGCCAGCGCAGCCUGUUCUCCCCAAAUGGGCCGGCUUCGUCACUGCUCCCGCCUCAGGGCUGUGCCCCCAGCAGGGGCUUGGCAAUAAAGGACAGUGAGCUGCC
Messenger RNA from Myotis myotis, 1845 nucleotides. RefSeq names its product solute carrier family 25 member 10 (gene SLC25A10). Gene Ontology annotation, molecular function: malate transmembrane transporter activity; thiosulfate transmembrane transporter activity; succinate transmembrane transporter activity. The record is from RefSeq and is a predicted model, not a curated record. Bases 134 to 997 code for a protein of 287 amino acids. NCBI's taxonomy places the organism in Eukaryota, Metazoa, Chordata, Mammalia, Chiroptera, Vespertilionidae. Gene Ontology annotation, biological process: phosphate ion transmembrane transport; thiosulfate transport; oxaloacetate transport. The transcript is spliced from 11 exons. Gene Ontology annotation, cellular component: mitochondrial membrane.